This is a messenger RNA of Histoplasma mississippiense, 882 nucleotides long. RefSeq names its product sorbitol utilization protein SOU1. Bases 1 to 882 code for a protein of 293 amino acids. Gene Ontology annotation, cellular component: intracellular anatomical structure. Lineage: Eukaryota; Fungi; Ascomycota; Eurotiomycetes; Onygenales; Ajellomycetaceae. The record is from RefSeq and is a predicted model, not a curated record. The transcript is spliced from 3 exons. Gene Ontology annotation, molecular function: oxidoreductase activity, acting on NAD(P)H, oxygen as acceptor.
AUGGACUCCCCAAUUGUCGACGGCAAGUUCCGGACAGAUAACACCCAGGCCCCACCCUCCACUGGGAGUGUUCUGGACCUCUUCUCACUCAAGGGAAAAACCGCUAUCGUCGCUGGUGCUGGUGCAGGAAUUGGCCUGGCCGUUUCCCAUGCGUUUGCCGAAGCUGGAGCGAAUAUCGCCAUCUGGUACAAUAGCAACAAAGCCACCAUUGAACGCGCCGCGGAGAUCGAGAAGAAAUAUGGAGUUCAAUGUAGAGCAUACCAAGUUAACGUUACGGACCCAGAGAAAGUCUCUGACGCCAUAAGCACCGUCGUCCAGGAAUUCAAUGGGCGCCUCGAUAUCUUCAUUGCCAACUCCGGUGUUCCCUGGACCAAGGGGGCCAUGAUAGAUGCCGACCUGGAUCAUUACCGCAAAGUCAUAAGGACAGAUGUCGACGGCGUUUACUACUGUGCCCGCGCAGCCGCCGCCCAUUGGAGACGCCAGAAAGAAAAGGGCACCGAUAUCAACGGCAAGAAGCUGGAGAAUUUCACUUAUGGAAGUUUCAUCGCCACAGCGUCGAUGAGUGCGCACGUUGUCAAUUACCCGCAGCUACAGACGGCAUAUAAUGCGGCGAAGGCGGCCGUGAUUCAAAUGUGCAAAUCUCUCGCCGUAGAAUGGGUGCGAUUCGCUCGUGCCAACUCUGUUUCGCCCGGCUAUAUCGCCACUGAGCUUUCCGACUUCAUCCCUGCUGCCACCAAGGCCAUCUGGCACGAGAAGAUCCCCAUGGGCCGCGAGGGAGAAACCCACGAACUUGUUGGUGCAUACCUGUACCUUGCAUCGAACGCUUCUAGUUACACAACUGGAACCGAUAUUAUUGUGGAUGGAGGAUAUGUCUUGCCAUGA